ACAGAUUCACUGAAACAGAUUUGAACGAUCCUGGAGUUUUAGCAAGAGUUUGGGGCCAUUUUAUAACGAAUUUUUAACCCCAAAUCACACAAGAUGAGUGACGAAGCAGAUAAAGGAGAGAAGUCGGAGAAACCAGCACUGGAGGAGAAUGCCUUCGAGGCUCUGGAGAGGGACUUCCAGGAGGUCCUCAAUGAACUCAUGGGAGACAAGAGUCUGGAGAAGUUUCGCGUGGAGUAUGAGAAACUCCACCGCGCCCUGAAGAAGUCCCACGAGAGCGAGAAGCGGCUCAUGCAGAAAUGCCGCGAGCUCAACGCCGAGAUCGUGGCAAACUCCGCCAAGGUUUCCACUGCUCUGAAACUGUCCAGAGAGGACCAGGACACCAUCGCUUCUCUGAAGAAGGAAAUCGAGAAAGCGUGGAAGAUGGUGGAUGCGGCUCACGAGAAGGAGCAGAGGGCGCGGGAAACCAUCCAGUCGCUGAAACAGGAGAUAUCGAACCUGACAAAGCUGGUGGAGCAGGGCGCGGGGCUCACCAUGGGACAGGAACACAAUGUUAACGAGCUGCUGAAGAUUAAGGAGGACCUGACAAAGGAACGUGACCAGCAGCUGGAGGAGAUCGUGAAGCUUCGCGAGAGUCUGGCGAAGGCUGGCGAGACCGCCAUGCAGGCCGAACAGGACAGGGCUGAUGCUGAGGCCAAGAUCACUGAGCUGAACCAAGACAUCCAGAUGAGGACCAAUGAGGCGCAGCGAGAGCAGCGUAAGAAGGAGAAGAUGGAGCGUGAGCUGAAGAACUCCCGACAGGAGCUGGAGACCAAACAGAAGGACAUGCAGUCCAAGGAGCAGCAGCUGCAGAGGAACAAGGAAGACCUGGGGAGGUUCGAGCAGCAACUCAAGGAACAAAGGAUCCAGAAUGAGAGGCUGGUUAAGGAGUCUGACGUGUUGAACCAGCGCUUCACCAAGCUGCAGAACGACUAUGAGAACCAGCUGAUCAGUGCUGACCAACUGGCACAGGAGAACCAGACUAAAGUGCAGGAGCUCAAGCAAAAAGAGGAUGAGAUCCAGGCCCUACGUCAGGACACGCUGCGCAUCACCAAGAUGCGUGAGGCAAUCCAGCGGAAACUCAGACAGACUGAGGACCAGAAGGGAGAGGCUGAACAGUCUAAGGAGACCCUGAAGAGCACGAUAGUCGGGCUGGAGAGAGAACUGGAAGCCAGUAAAAAGCAGGCAGAGGCAGACAGAAAGGCCAUUGAUGAUCUUGUCCGAGAAAGGGACAUCCUCAACAAGAACAUGCUGAAGGCUGCAGGACAGACCCAGAAGCAGUUGAACCUGGUGCGGCUCCAUGAACAGUCCAAGAAGAACCUGGAGCAGGAGAUCCAGAACUACAAGGAGGAGGCUGCAAAGCAGCGCAAGAUCAUCUACCAGCUGGAGAAGGAGAGGGAUCGCUACAUCAACGAGGCAUCCGAGCUCACACAGAAGGUAUUGCAGCACAUGGAGGAUGUGAAGGUCCGUGAGAUGCAGAUCUUUGACUACAAGAAGAAGAUAGCUGAGGCUGAGACUAAGCUGAAGCAGCAGCAGAACCUGUACGAGGCUGUCCGCAGUGACAGGAACCUGUACAGCAAGAACCUCAUCGAGUCUCAGGAUGAGAUCACAGAGAUGAAGAGGAAGCUGAAGAUCAUGAACCACCAGAUCGACCAGCUGAAGGAGGAGAUCACAGCUAAGGAAGAUGCUCUGGUUAAGGAACACCUGGAGCAUGAGAGGGUCCGCAAGGAGAAGGAGGCUCUUAAGGCAGAGCUACAGCGUAUGAAACAGCAGGCUGCAGAGAGUAAGGCGUACAUCGAGGCACAGGAGGCCGAGGAGCGUAAACUGCUGAAGAUCAUCGCUGAGGCAGAUGCUGAGAGGAUGAGGCAGAAGAAAGAACUGGACCAGGUGAUCAGUGAACGUGAUAUUCUCGGCACCCAACUUGUGCGCAGGAACGAUGAGCUGGCCUUACUGUACGAGAAAAUCAAGAUUCAACAGUCCACUCUCAACAAGGGGGAGAUCCAGUACAGACAGAGACUGGAGGAUAUCCGCCUGUUGAAGCUGGAGAUUAAGAAGCUGCGCCGUGAGAAGGCCAUCCUCACCAAGAACUGUGCCAAUGUGGACGAUCUAAGACGUGAGGUGUACCACAUCCAGCGGGAGCUGCUCCGUGAGCGCACACGCUGUAAGGCUCUGGAGGAGGAGCUGGAAAACCCCAUGAACAUCCACAGGUGGAGGAAACUGGAGGGCAGUGAUCCCAGCACCUAUGAGAUGAUCCAGAAGAUCCAGACCCUACAGAAGCGCCUGAUCCAGAAGACUGAGGAGGUAGUAGAGAAGGAGCUGCUGAUCCAGGAGAAGGAGAAGCUGUACGUGGAGCUGAAGCACAUCCUGGCGCGCCAGCCCGGCCCAGAGGUCGCAGAACAGCUCCAGAUCUACCAGCAGGCUCUCAAGGAGAAGAACAAGCAACUCAAGUCCAUGGCAUCUGAGCUGAACAUGUACGACUCCCAGAACUCUGAAUACAAGUACGAGAUUGAGCGCCUGGCACGGGAACUACAGGACGUCAAGAAGAAAUACUUCAUGCAGAAAAAGAAGGAACAACAACAAAAGGAGAGAGAGCGAGCCCUACAGCAGGCAGGUGCCCCCAUCAUACAGCCCCAGAGAACAGACCAGCCACGCUUCACGGGCGGGGGGUUCAACCUCAGACAGCCACAACAAGCCAAAACUGUCGCAUAGAGUUCUCACACUGUUCUUAAAUACACUGGUGUUAUCUCAACAUUAUCGCCAAUGGAUUACAGUCAAACCUGUCUAUAAUGACCACAGUCAAACUGUUGUAUCUAUAGUGACCAUGUCCGAACCUGUCUAUGGUGACCAGUCAAGGGACUUGGGAAAAAACAGUGACCACUGUUUAAGACAAGUGGCCAAUAUUGACAGGCGGCCACUAUAGAAAUCAUGUGUCAAUGGGAAAUACAUGUAUACAAAUGGUCUUAAAAACCAUCAAAAAGCGGCCACAAUGGCCAGGUGGUCUUUAAGCAUAUGUGAUCGCUAUAGUACAGGUUUGACUGUAAUGUAUUUGUAGUUAAGAUUUUCACUUUGUGCAGUAAUUACUAUGAAUUCUAUACUGUCACAUAACUCUGCUGCUCAGAAAUCUUACAAAAAGUGCCACAACAUUCCACAAAUGCAUGUCUAGGGUUGGGAUUAGACUACAUUGCUUAUGUUGCCACAAAUGUUUAGUGAACAUUUUAACAGAAUGGAUUACAAAAUACAAUAGCUGAAAUACUUUUAUUUCAAUUCUGGUACUACAGAAAUUCUAUGAUUUAUCUGUUCUUUGAAAGAUUGUUGUUGAACUUGAUAGCAUAUUCUGCCUAUAUAAUGUUGAUACAUACAAUGUAAACAGUAGGAUACUGGCCCAUGUAUAUCAGCAAAAUGUUUGUUGUAGAAUUCUCUAAAACUGUACAUUCUGUCUUGAUUCAUUUCAAUCACAAUGAAAACACCUUUCUCUUUUAGAUUCCUGUGUAUGUUUAAGAAAAAGGAGUAAAAUAUUACUUUCACAUUAUUGGCAAUUCUGUAUAUCUGCAAACCAGCACAUUUUUUUACUGAUCUCACAAGAUUUCCUAUGUAUACAAGCACACAGAGACAAUAUCUGAAAUAAAUGAUAUUUCUUUCAAAA
Branchiostoma floridae (Florida lancelet) is the source of this 3679-nucleotide messenger RNA. RefSeq names its product cilia- and flagella-associated protein 58-like. NCBI's taxonomy places the organism in Eukaryota, Metazoa, Chordata, Leptocardii, Amphioxiformes, Branchiostomatidae. Bases 94 to 2745 code for a protein of 883 amino acids. Gene Ontology annotation, cellular component: cytoskeleton. The transcript has 19 exons. The record is from RefSeq and is a predicted model, not a curated record.